ACCGCGCGCGGACACGGCCGUGCCGACGGCAGCGAGCAGCACCAGCCGACAGCAGCCAGCAGCACCAGCCGACAGCAGCCAGCAGCACCAGCCGACACCAGCACAAUGAUCAGGGCCGCGCUCGUCCUGACGCUGGUCGGCUGGGCGGCUGGCGCCGCGGCCGCGGCCAGGCCUCUGAUCGUCAUCGUGCCCUCAGCACGGCCGCACUGGCGGCCCGGAGGCAACUCGGGCGCCGCUCACUGGCUGUACGCCCUCCGGCGCCGUACGCUCGCUGACCUCGGCCGACUGGGCCGGCGCUACGAGCUGCGGUACGGCCGCCUGGGCCGGCCGUGGGCAGCCGCCUCUGCCGCCGGCCCGUCCGGCCCCUGGGCGGUCACCAGCGACGGCCGACGCCACGCUGUGUACGCCAUGAGCGGAGUGGCCUGGCCGGCCGGCGCCGCCCGCCAGUGGCCCCCGGCCCACUCGCCCAGCCGCGGCAUCAAACACCACGGCCACGGCUGGGGCAUCGUCUGGACGAAUGGAGCUCACUGUGGCCACGGCGGCAAACACCAGCCCGAGCGGGAUCAGCAGCCCAAGCGGGAGCCACCGUAUCCCGAGCAGCCCGAGCGGGAGCCACCGUAUCCCGAGCAGCCCGAGCGGGAGCCACCGUAUCCCGAGCAGCCCGAGUGGGAGCCACCGUAUCCCGAGCAGCCCGAGCGGGAGCCACCGUAUCCCGAGGAGCCCGAGCGGGAGCCACCGUAUCCCGAGCAGCCCGAGGCGUCUGGACUCUAUCCUGCCGAGCUGCCCGACGUCGCGGCGCCGGAGGAGAAGACCGAGUGUGCCGAGGGCGCCGUGUUUGUGACGGGCGAGUGCACGUGUCCGGACAGCCGGCCGUUCCUGGACACCAUCCUGGAGCGGUGCGUGGACGUGCGGCCCGUCAUCCACUGACGGAGCCGGGGGCGCCUGGCACGGUGGCCGUGGCACCGGCAAUCGGCCCGUGUCACCGAGUGCGGCGGCCAGUGUCACAGUGUCUGUGUGUCAGUGUCACAGUGUGCCAAUGACACGGUGUGUCAGUGGCACCCGGACUGGAACGUCGACCGUCGGAGGUGCAGAGUUGUAGCCUGUGGCGACAGGGGCCGACGGCGAGCAGCCCCUCCGCUGCCGGGAGCUGUGGUACCACCACUGGACGGUGGGCACGGCGCUGAGCGCAGCCCCUCCGCUGAGCCGCCCUACCUACAGACGUAUGUAUGUACUGGUCAGCUCCGAGAAGGCCAGUGUACCGCCAACUUACUCUCAUGCUGCUCGUGAAUACAGACACUGAUCGAGA
Amphibalanus amphitrite is the source of this 1306-nucleotide messenger RNA. Its product is annotated as AT-rich interactive domain-containing protein 1A-like. NCBI's taxonomy places the organism in Eukaryota, Metazoa, Arthropoda, Thecostraca, Balanomorpha, Balanidae. The coding region runs from base 106 to 927 and encodes 273 amino acids. The record is from RefSeq and is a predicted model, not a curated record. The transcript has 4 exons.